Messenger RNA from Aspergillus mulundensis, 1389 nucleotides. RefSeq lists its product as uncharacterized. The coding region runs from base 1 to 1389 and encodes 462 amino acids. NCBI's taxonomy places the organism in Eukaryota, Fungi, Ascomycota, Eurotiomycetes, Eurotiales, Aspergillaceae. The record is from RefSeq and is a predicted model, not a curated record. The transcript has a single exon.
AUGAGUCUACGGCAGGAUGAGCCGGCGCUUGAAAUAGCAUCGGAACCCCAGCCGAAGAGCAUGCACACCAACCCCGUUGUCAUUCCCCCGAAACGAGGUCAUCGGCCGACGGCAACUCAGACGCAGUCCACAAGAAAAGACCCGAGGACCCCGAAAAGAUCCCGGAUGACUCGCCAGUCCUCGUCGUCUACUCUGGGUGACCGGCCACUGCCAACAGCUAUCGCGUCCAUCCUGGAAGCCACCGCAAUCCCGGUUCCUCGACGAAAGCGAACCGCCCGAGAGUCUCAAAAGCUACCCCGUGGGGAUCAUGUGCAGGAUUUCAGCAAGCUGCUCAUGGACGGACUUGAUGACCAUUCAUUAUAUGGCAGCGGAAACUCCCCACUGGACAUCUUACUCAGCCCUCCGGAAGAGGUUGACAAAUCGUUCGUUUUCAGUGACUGUGACAGCACAUUCUCAUACUCUGCUCCUUCCAUCUCAGCAGGGUCUGUGCCGUCUCUCGAUACCGACGUAGAAACGCCGUUUAGUCUUUCCAUACCGUUUACUCCGUCUAGUCCACGAAGCCCAUCCGAGAAGAGUCGGCGACGGAGUCCACCCAAAUGCGAAAGCUGUGCUACAAACCACCCGCUUCUAGACACGGACUCAGACUCUGAAGAUGGACUCACCGUCACUAGUCGAUCGUCGCUACUAGAUUCCACGCCGUCCAAGCCGCUGGCUGUUUCGCGAUCGUUCCCGCGCCUCGGAUCAUUAAAGUCAAAUCUAACGGCAUCCCUACGGGCUAUUAAAUCCGCCGCUCAAAGCGUUUCAACGUUCGCCUCCCCAUCCGUUCAGCCCGACGAUUUUCUCACUCGCUCAUUGUUCACCAUAACUCCCGAGAUGACGGAUGAUCGGAGGCCGCCUCCGAUGGACGACACGCCGCCCCCGGCUCUGCGCCGGUACCUGAAUCCAAUCAUGGUGUCGCCUGCGGAGAUGUACAGCUUUCAGGAUCAACCACAUGAAUCGCCCGAUCCGCGCCAUCAGAUCUCAGUCCAGAUGCAAACAUAUCAUCGCUCGGGGAGCCGCUCAUCUCAGAGAGGCCGUUUCCAAGUCUCCAGUUCCAAAAACCGUGGUCGACAGUCUUUACCAUUUGACCCUGAAACGCCGUCGAUGUCACGCCAGCGAGAGCCUCGAGAGAACAGCGACUUCCUUCGCAUGGUCGUGCUGGAGAUGAAUAUGAGACGCCGGGGCAAACUCCGAGAUGACAUCCCCACACGAGCCCAGGUCUGGCUACCUCCUCGCAAAGGCAGUCAAGCUAAACCCACCGCCCCGUACGGUUACGACUUCGAGGAAGAAGACGAGCUCGAAGUUGAAAUACCCACCCGAUGGAUUGGGAUCUCAGUGGAGUCCUUCUAA